Molecule: messenger RNA, 438 nt
Organism: Salvia hispanica
Lineage: Eukaryota; Viridiplantae; Streptophyta; Magnoliopsida; Lamiales; Lamiaceae
Source: RefSeq, a predicted model, not a curated record
UAUAUUUGACGUAUAAUAAAUCCAAAUCAAUUGAAAAAAAAUGUCCAUCUCUGAAACCUCAUCCUCUCCCGAUCCCCCGAUUCAACUCGUCUCCAAAUCCGUCUCCGACAGACUCCUCUCCAAAUUCUACGACGUCUCCGAGUUGGGUUUCGACUACACACAGAGCGCGCUGUGGUCUCCUCCGGUCCAAAGGAGAGUGUUUCUCGACUCUCCCGGCAAUAUCUCCACCGAGCACGACUUGGCCGCCAAGCUCCAGAGACGAAGGUCUCGUUCGUCUCGUCUCUCGUUCAAUGUAGGCUUGCUUGUGCUCUCCGAAGAGAUUGUGAAAGGUUGGAGUUUGGGCAUUGUAUUUUUGGAAAUGGCAGUGUUUGUGCUUGUGACUAGAUUUGUAUGAUAGAUCUUUUUAUGUAUAAAACUAUAAUAUAUCACCUUGGCGUA